ACAAAUUUCCUCCAUUUUUAAGUUUCUCAGAUUGCUUCCGUGACUUCCAUUCAAUUCUUCAAAAUCCCAUCAACAAUCAAAGAUCUUAUCCUAUCUUACUAAGGUUAUGUUUGUAUCACCCUCUUUAAAUUCAUUCAAAAUCAACAAUUUGUUCUUCAAUUUUUAGCUCCUAGUUUUGGCGGCAAAAGGGAAGAUUAGAAGAAGAAGAUGUUGGGUGAACUCAUCACCAGCUGCCUUGUGUUGAUUCUUGGAUAUGCAUAUCCAGCUUUUGAGUGCUUUAAAACCAUUGAGAAGCAUGGAGUUGAAAAUGGAGAAUUAAGAUUUUGGUGUCAAUAUUGGGUCAUCGUUGCAAUACUCACAGUUUUUGAAAGGGUUGGUGAUAUAUUCAUCUCAUGGGUACCAAUGUAUGGAGAGAUGAAGCUAGCACUCAUUAUCUAUUUAUGGUAUCCUAAGACUAAGGGAACCUGGUAUGUAUAUGAAGCGAUGUUGAGGCCAUUUGUAGAAAGGCAUGAGACAGAUAUAGAAAGGAGCUUAAAGGAAUUGAGAGCCAAAGCAUGGGAUGUGGCCAUAUAUUAUUGGCACAAUUCUACAGAAUUAGGCCAAACCAAGUUCUUUGAAAUUUUUCAUUAUUUGGUCUCAAGGCCUUCAACACCUCUGGUGAUGGAAAAUCAUCAGAACUCAGGGGACGGACGUCCGCCUCCACCUCCGGUGAAUCCAGCCUCUUUUUUCCGAUCAGAGCAGGCUGAUGAGAGGUGGGAACCGACUGCUCCACCGCUACCAAACACCAGCCGACAUCAACCUGUGUAUGCGGAGGAACUGCACCUUCCAGCGUCGCCAAGUAGAUCCGGUUCGAGUUCGGGUCACAGAGAACCCGUUUGGCUAAGAUUUAGACGCUCCAGGGGAGUUUGAUUGGUAGAAUGAAGGGAGGAUGGAUGGAUAUGUACAAAUUGUAAAGAAGUAAAGAAGGAAAUUUGUAUCUUGAUUUUCAUUCAUUCAAUUGAUUUUUUUUCUUUGUUGUUACAAAUUAGAGAAGAAAAUCAAAGCAAACCUAACCUAUGAGGCUAUGAUGAAGGGUGAUGGACGAUUUGAUUACCUGUUUACGUGUUAUAAUUGGGAGCCGACUUGAAGGCAAUCGAAGGCUGCGGUUACGAGACGGAGGACGGCGGUCCAGAGGCGGUGGAAGACGGUGGAUGGAUGGGGUUGAGGG
Molecule: messenger RNA, 1207 nt
Organism: Cynara cardunculus var. scolymus (artichoke)
Lineage: Eukaryota; Viridiplantae; Streptophyta; Magnoliopsida; Asterales; Asteraceae
Product: putative HVA22-like protein g
Exons: 7
Coding region: 208-909 (233 amino acids)
Source: RefSeq, a predicted model, not a curated record